Vigna angularis (adzuki bean) is the source of this 1701-nucleotide messenger RNA. Its product is annotated as sodium transporter HKT1. Gene Ontology annotation, molecular function: sodium ion transmembrane transporter activity. The transcript has 3 exons. NCBI's taxonomy places the organism in Eukaryota, Viridiplantae, Streptophyta, Magnoliopsida, Fabales, Fabaceae. Gene Ontology annotation, biological process: transmembrane transport; monoatomic cation transport. The record is from RefSeq and is a predicted model, not a curated record. The coding region runs from base 52 to 1608 and encodes 518 amino acids. Gene Ontology annotation, cellular component: plasma membrane.
CGUAUCUCAACAUCAACAUAUCCUUUGCUCCUACUUUAAUUAAAUACAACGAUGGCGAACUUUGCCAACUUCACUCAGAAACAUCAUCGUCUUCGGAGGUUUUUCCCACACAAACUCAGAUUCCUGCUCCGUUUUCUAGCCUUCCAUGUCCACCCCUUCUUUAUUCAACUCUGUUAUUUUGGGAUACUUUCUCUGUUUGGUUACCUUGCUCUCAAAAACUCAAACCCAAGAUCCCCCGGUAGACCAAAGGACUUUGACCUCUUUUACACCUCUGUUUCUGCUUCCACUGUUUCUAGCAUGGUGGCAGUUGAAAUGGAGGCUUUCUCCAAUUCUCAGCUCAUUCUCCUCACCUUUCUCAUGUUUGUCGGCGGGGAAGUUUUCACUUCCAUGCUUGACCUUCUAUUUGCCAGGUAUAAACUCACCCAGUCUGUCAGAAACAGAGAUAGCACCAACCCCUUUUCACCCACAGCAGAGAAGCCCCCAGUUCAUGACAACCAUGUCGAGCUUGGUUUAAUAUCUAUUCCUCACUCUCAACCCGAAAACCACAACCCUAGUAACGACAGUUAUAGACUUAAGUAUAACUGUCUUACUUAUCUGACUUAUAUAGUUUUAGGUUACUUUGUGGUUGUUCAAUUGGUCGGCUUCAGUUCGGUGUCUUUGUACAUGACCUUGGUACCUAGUGCAACAAAAGUACUGAAAAACAAAGACAUUAAGAUUUCAACAUUUUCUCUGUUCAUCAUAGUUUCCACUUUUGCUAGCUGUGGUUUUGUCCCCACCAACGAGAACAUGAUGGUUUUCAAGAAGAAUUCGGGGCUUCUCCUCCUUAUACUCCCACACGUGUUUCUAGGUAACACCCUUUACCCUCCUUGUUUGAGGGCGGUGAUUAUGGGUCUAAGAAAGGUGAGCAGAAGAGAGGAAUUCUCACACCUGCUGAAGAAUUUCAAAGACAUUGGGUACGAUCAUAUGCUCUCUGGUCUUCAAUGUUGCUUCUUGGUUGCUACUGUUUUGUGUUUGAAUGUUAUACAGUUUGUGAUGUUUUGGUCCGUGGAGUGGAAAACGAAAACUAUGGAGGGUUUGAAUUUUUAUGAGAAAGUGGUGGGAUCGUUGUUCCAAGUUACAAAUGCGAGACACGCUGGGGAAUCUGUGUUCGAUCUCUCUUCCAUGUCUUCAGCCAUAUUGGUGGUCUUCGUUGUCAUGAUGUACCUUCCGCCAUAUACUACAUUUUUACCUGUAAGGGAGGAGGAAGAUGACGCCAAGAGAAAAAGAAAAAGCGCAGUGGAGUGUGUUGUAUUUUCUCAGCUCUCUUACUUAGCCAUUUUCAUCAUUCUGGUAUGCAUGACAGAGAGCAAAAGCUUGAAAGAGGAUCCACUCAACUUUAACGUGCUCAGCAUCACCCUCGAAGUCAUAAGUGCUUAUGGGAAUGUAGGGUUCUCCAUGGGAUACAGCUGCGCAAGGCAGUUGAAAGGAGAUGGUAGCUGCAAAGAUUCAUGGGUUGGAUUUUCUGGAAGAUGGAGCAACAAAGGAAAGUUCGUCCUUAUGUUGGUCAUGUUCUUUGGGAGGCUCAAGAAGUUCAACAUGAAAGGUGGCAAAUCGUGGAUCCUCUCUUAGACACUAACACCAUAUUGUAACCAUGUUUGUUCGAAAAAACCUAUUUAAUGUUCUCAUCUGCUUUAUAUAUAUAUAUUAUUAAGGAUUAAAAGA